AUGGAAUACAUGGAUCGUUUUCUGCAUGACGCAGCAACAAAGGGUGAUCUUAGUUUUUUGGAAAAAAUUAGAAAUGGUGAUGUAUCAAUUGAUCUUGCAAGUCAGAAAACGCCUAAAGACAACAAUGUUCUUCACAUUGCGGCUGAAUUCAAGCAAAUGAAUUUCUUUAAAGAAGUCAAGUUUCAUCAUCCUCAAUCUCCACGGUUUUGGGACACCAACAAGAACAACGAAACUCCUCUCCAUGUUGCUGCAAGAGUAGGAUGUGAUGAAAUAGUGGAGUUCAUCAUUGCUAACAUGAAACCUCUUGAAGAAGUUGAUUUGGAAGACGGACCAAUUAAUGAGGAGGAAAUCACACCAGCUGCUGAGCAAACCACGCCAUCUGAUGAGGAAAUCUUACAAUCUUAUGAGGAAAGCAGAUCAUCCGCUGAGGAAAACAGACCAGUUGAUGAGGAAAUCAGACCAAACAGACGAGUUGAUGAGGAAAUCAGACCAGUUGAUGAGGAAAUAAGGCCAAACAGACCAGUUGAUGAGGAAAUCAGACCAAACAGACCAGUUGCUGAGGAAAUCAGACCAGUUGAUGAGGAAAUAAGGCCAAACAGACCAGUUGAUGAGGAAAUCAGACCAGAUGGUGUUAAACCUUUUAAAAAACUACUCCGAAUGAAAAAUUCGGAAAAGGAUACAGCAUUGCAUGUUGCUGUUCGAUAUCGUCGCGAUGGGGUGGUGGCUCAGUUAAUGAAAGCCGAUCCUGAAUUAUGUUGUUUUACUAAUAGCGCCAACGAGUCACCUUUAUUCCUAGCUGUUAGAACGGGCUCUCCAAGCAUUGCUCUUUAUAUUCUAAACGAGUCUCCCUCUGAUAGAUCUCCUUCUUUUCACGGGACAAAUGGUGUGACAGCUUUGCAUGCAGCUGUCACUCGCAGACGCCUUACCCACCAAGGCAUCGUGGCAACUAUGGUUUCCAAAAAUCAUGAAAUAAUCAAACAAGCAGACGACAUUGGGUGGACUCCCUUACACUAUGCAGCAUUGAGAGGUAACCUUAAAGCAACUCAAGUGCUGAUUGGAAAGGAGAACUCUGCUUGUUACAUCUUGGACAAACUUGGGUUGUCAGCUCUCCACAUCGCCGCAUAUGCAGGGCACACCAAAAUAUUGGAAGAGUUGAUUGGAAGUGAGCCUGCUACUUGUGAUUUGGUCAAUCACAAAGGUCAAACAGCUCUGCAUGCUGCAGUCGUAGGUAAACAAAUAAACGUUAUAAAGUACGUUCUGAAGACGCCUAAGCUUGGGAGACUUAUAAAUCAAGCAGAUAACGAUGGGAACACUCCUUUGCAUCUUGCUGCCAUUUGCCGAAAUCAUGGAAUGGUAAAAAUCUUGUCAACAGACACUAGGUUGGACAAAACGGCUACCAAUAAAAAAUUCUUAACGGUUGCCGACAUUUUGCGCGACGACAAGAUGGAACAAAAGGAGUGGACCAAUAGUGCCGAGGUUAGGAAGUACCCGAUUUGGUCCUUGACCGCUGGGGUGCCAUAUUUUCAACGACAAAUCACUCAUGAGUUUACGAAAGUACAAUCUCCGGAGAAGAAAGAUAAGGCUGAUACGCCAGCCGUUACACAUGGGGCCUUGAAAAGACGUGAUACCAAACUAUUGAUAGCAACGCUUAUUGCAACAGUCACAUUUGCAGCGUCUAUCAAUGUUCCUGGAGGGUUCAAAACCGACGGAAGGCCGGCUUUAGAAGACAAUGCAUAUUUCCAAGUGUGUGGCGUUUUUAACAUGUAUGCCUUCAUUUUCUCAGUUCUUGCGAUACUUAACGAAUGCACUCCGCUACGGGUCCUAUCUACCCAUUUACCCACACCUGCAAGUCUCAUUCAGUUUUCAAUUGGUGGGAUGGCAGAGGAAGAAGAAGGCCGAGGGAUGGCGUUGGGGGUGGCGUUCGGGUAUGCGUUGGGUUGGGUUGUUGGGAUAUUUUCUUUUCUUUUUUCCUUAAGUCACCUGGGGAAGUCCAUUGGCGUGCCAUUAUUCCAACAACAAAUUUCCCAUGAUUUCAUUUUCAUGAAUUCGGAAUCUCCAAAGCACAAAGAUACACCAACCACAUCAGCCAUUAUAGGAAAAAACAUAGAAAAGUUGGAAGCUACUUCUUCAGAGGAGGCCUCAAAAGUACUCGAUACCAAUCUAGUAGUAGCAAUGCUUAUUGCAACCGUCACAUUUGCCGCAGCUUUCACCACGCCGGGAGGACUUAAAAGCGACGGCACGGCGGUGUUGUACGGAGAGGCAUCAUUCCAAGUGUUCUUGCUAUUUGAUGCCUUCUCCUUCUUCUUGUCAAUCCUCGUGGUGUUUCAUAAUUUCAUGGUGGCAACUGUGUCAGGUGUUCUUGUAGCUGCACCUUCAAUUCUCAUUCAGUAUUCAAUUGGAGGAAUGCUCGUAGCUUUUGCUUCUGGCAUGCUUCUAGUGCUGCCCAAACACAUUCCGGUGGGCAUUUUGGUGUGCUUAAUUUGUGGGUAUAUAUGCUUGUCUAUAGUCUUUAAGCUUAGAAUUGUGCCUGUACGACUAGCCGCAAAUGGUUCAUGA
Molecule: messenger RNA, 2556 nt
Organism: Prunus armeniaca (apricot)
Lineage: Eukaryota; Viridiplantae; Streptophyta; Magnoliopsida; Rosales; Rosaceae
Source: the annotation of a GenBank genome assembly